AUACUGCAAACCACACUCUAUGAAAUUCUGGGGAAAUGCUCAAAAAUAGUGUUUCCAAUAUAUACCAAAAUACCCAGUUACUUGUAUAACUGAACAGUGUCACUUCAGACACAUGAUGAAUGUCACUUUUUAUUUCUAGAUGUUUCUGGGUUUUAACACCAAGUUUGCUUUAAAAAAACAAAACCAUUUCUAUCAGCACAAAGCUAAAAAAAACACAAAAGCUGGAGUAAUGGGUCGGUAAGCAUAAAAAGUGCCGUACACAGUGGAACUGGACACACGAGGAUCUCUGACACUGUUGACUCUUCAGUGGUUCCAUUUUCAGUUCUAGUUUGUAGGUACAGGUUUCAGUCUUCAACAACAUUGUAGUUUUCUUUUUAAAAUGCACUCCUUGGUUGUGCUCACUGCAUUACAAACUCAAAUCCAACAUUGUGAGAUUAUUUUUUUUUAAGUGUGUUGAAAUGGAGUUUUCUUGUGAUUCCUCUAUAUUCCUGUAUAUUUCAUGAUUGGCUGGUUAGAAAACUACAUGAACGUACAGGUGUUCCUAAUAAAGUGGACGGUGAGUGAACAUGACGUGGCUGAAACGAUUUCCAAAACACUUCAGGAGCAGCUAGCGAUAAAGAUUAAGAUGCCGCUCCAUCAGAAUCUGAGAGAGUUAUUGUUUUUGCGUGAAGAACGUGGAGGAGCUCCAGAGAGAGGCCACGUCAUCCUGCUCCAUCUCCUCAUCCUCAGAGCAUACUUCUCCCUCCUCACAUAGUGGAGGCGGUUCAGCUGGACGGAGAGAUCCUGCAUGCGCUGUGAAGCGAGUGUGUUCUGUGGCGUAUCGGCACCUGGACAAGCACAAGAUCGAGCCGGUGCUCUACAUGAUGGAGUGGUUCAUGUGGGCCUUCUCCAGAACUCUGCCCUGGGCCUCGGUCCUCAGAGUGUGGGACAUGUUCCUGUGUGACGGAGUGAAAAUGAUAUUCUGUGUGGGUUUGGUGGUGUUGACGUCCAUGCUGGGUACUCGGGAUAAGCUCAAGGCCUGUCCGGGUCAGUAUGAGACCAUGGAGGUCCUCAGAGCGAUUGAGCCUAGAUACAUGCAGGAGGGCUUCUUAGUGCUCCAGGUUCUGGAGUUGCAGGUAUCGGCACAGGACGUGGAACAUGAGCAACGCACGCAGCUGAAGCGCUGGAAGAAGAAGCACGGCAAGCCCGGCCCCAAACUCCCUCAGAGAAUGCACAGUGCUCGCACCAUCAUGGCCACCGAGCCUCAUACACACCAAGACCUCCGCCAGAAACCCACCAUUAUAGUCCAGUACCCAUCGAUCCCUGAGGAGAAGUCCGAGCCGAACCUCAGGAAGAAGAGAGGGAGCCUGAAGAAAAACCAAGCCCUCAUUCCGAACCCCUACACGCUACCUGGCGAGUCUAAACCUAGUCAGAUAUUGGACAUACAGCUUCUGAACCAGAAAAAUCUCAAUCUUGUACUUCCAAAUCCACCAUCGCAUCCACCACGGCUCCCUACAAUGCAGGAAAAUCAGGUCAAAGAGACAAGCACUUCUACAGAGCGACUCGUGCAGCGUCCUCGAAUUCCUCCAUCGAUAAGAAACUGGCGGAAUCUAUCCCACUGCAACAUCUAUCCCUCCUAACUGCUCCUGUACACGGAUCACCUUCAGCGUGGCGUCCUCACCUGCUGAAACGUCCUCCUGUCCAAUCCAGAGAACCUGACCAUGAUGAGCUCCCUAAUAAUACAGAAAACUCAGCCACCAUUUUGGAUCCAUCUACAGACUCAAGCCCUCUGCUAACGCACAACGCACCUGCCACCCACGACUCGCCUGCUGCUCCCGAGUACAAAAAGAACACUCAUUGAUUUUUUAUUUUUUUGUUGUGCGUGUUAAACAGUGUGAUACGUUGAGGAAUUGAUUAUUGGCACACGUCUACUGAAUAGCAAGGAUCGUUAAGUCUUUAACGUGUUAUAGUUUACACCGGAGGAACUGCAAACAAUCUGAGAAAGGGAGAAACCCGUCAGCUACUAGAGGGCACACUUGGUCCAAAAAUGUACACACACUCCACAAAAACUCUGCAGUGCCUGAGGAGUGUUUACUCGCUCCAGUCUUCAGAAGGGAAACUACCUACAGAUUCACUUUUGAAAGACUUUCACAGGCAUCACAAACAUUUGUUUAUAUUACACUCGUAUCAAUUUGGCAGAUUUUUUUCUUCUUAAUCCGAAGCAACCACCACUUCUUUGUGUUUGUAUUUCACAAAUUUCCUUACCGCAUCUUACAAGAGCUGCACGACAAUCACAACAAUCCUGUACAAUAGCUACAGCCUUUUCAUUAACAUAAUCAGUGAAAUAUCUACUCUGUCUGUAUACUUUACGCGCAAACAAAACAACUCAAGCUGAGAACUUUAUUGCUGAUUCACGUUAUACCACACCGCCUUCUAAUAUAGAUCUGAUCUAUAUUAUAUAUACGUGUACCUUAGAUCACGCCUCUCUGAACGCCAUGGUGGGACGUUCCCGAGUUGAAGUACUGUACAAGUCCUAAGCAUUAGAUCACCCCAAUUACUCUUGUAUACUCUUUCCAUACCAUCGUGAUCUUUGCCUGACGAAACCAUACACAAACAUAUUUGACAUUUGGGGCCUAAUUCUAAAAUCACCACAUACCAAAUGCACAACCAUUUUGUCUUGCUGCCAUCACAAAAUAAAAAUGUUUAAACCUUAA
Messenger RNA from Ictalurus punctatus (channel catfish), 2693 nucleotides. RefSeq names its product TBC1 domain family member 10A. Bases 861 to 1619 code for a protein of 252 amino acids. The transcript is spliced from 5 exons. The record is from RefSeq and is a predicted model, not a curated record. Lineage: Eukaryota; Metazoa; Chordata; Actinopteri; Siluriformes; Ictaluridae.